Messenger RNA from Fomitiporia mediterranea MF3/22, 2280 nucleotides. RefSeq lists its product as uncharacterized. The transcript has 7 exons. The record is from RefSeq and is a predicted model, not a curated record. NCBI's taxonomy places the organism in Eukaryota, Fungi, Basidiomycota, Agaricomycetes, Hymenochaetales, Hymenochaetaceae. The coding region runs from base 62 to 2056 and encodes 664 amino acids.
GCGUCGUUCCUUUUUCUUUUUCUCUCAUCUCCUUUCUCUACAUCUUCCCCUACUCACCACCAUGGUGUCUAGGAUAUUACGGACUCUAACAGCAGCCCUUGCGCUUUAUGCGACCAAUGUCGCUGCAAAUGUCACCGUCUAUGGCACGGCUACCACGGAUGCAAGCGGAGCGUUGGCCACGACAUGUAUUGGUGCAGUCGCUUGCGACGGACGAGUCCUCACACCUCCUGGUGGUCAGCCGAACUUCAAUCCCAGCAUUCCGGUGCAGCUCUACAGCGGUGGAAUGAGCGGGCUCUCCAUCGGAAUCCCUGGCCAUUUCGGCGGAUUCUCUAUUGAAUUAUCCAUUGCAGAUAAACUUCUCGGAUCCGAUGGCGACCACUUGAACCCCAUCUUCCUCAACUUGAUGUCUACACUCACUUCUAGGGCUGGAAUGCUCUAUUUACGUAUUGGAGGAAAUACGCAAGACAAGGCUACCAUCUUGGCAGACGGCCUGCCAGACGGUAAGACUAUCGAAAAAGCAGAUGACAACGCGAGUACGACCUUUACUCCAAGGCUGCUAGUCUCACCCAAUAUCUUAUAUGCCAUGAACAACAUUUCAUCUCUUCUACCCAUCAAAUGGUUCCUCGGUGUACCAUUCAACGAUACCCAAAACCCUCGGUUGCUGAUGGGAGAGUUAGGCGAGAAAAUUCUUGGCGACAAUCUCUUGGGACUACAACUCGGAAAUGAGCCUGAUUUGUACUUCAACAACCAAAUCCGACCUGCAGACUAUAACCCGACUCAGUACAACUCGGAAUGGGGACAAGUUCUUCAAGCCUAUAUGAGUGACACUAGUAUUUCGAACAACUCGAUGUUUAUUGCUCCGAGUGUUUGUUGUGGUCCCAUGCCCGGCUGGACGCCUGAGAUGGUCUGGGAUACUGGUUUCUUGGAUAACUACAAAGACCAUUUAUCAUGGAUUUCUGUGCAACGCUACCCGACGAAUAACUGCAACUCGUCGGGUACGGUCAUUGACCCGCAGAGCAUACUUGAAUCGACCUUCCUCAACCAUAAUGCUGUCCAAGGCACGAACACGGGAUACAUCAACACCACGAACAUUGCACAAGGAAUUGGGAAGCCCGUCGUCAUGUUUGAGACAAACACUGCAUCCUGUGGUGGUUUCUCGGGUCUCAGUGAUUCGUUUGCUGCUUCGUUGUGGACAGUGGACUAUUCAUUGAACAUGGCGAUGACCAACUUUUCGCAUGCACUCUAUCACGUCGGCGGUCAGAGUGAUUUCUACAACGCUUUCACACCCAUGGCUCCGAACCAGACAAACAUCCGCCAAUGGACAAUCGGAUCAACCUUCUACCCCAUGCUACUCCUCACCGAAGCGUUCGGUUCAUCAGGCGCAGCUCAAGUCGUUGACCUCUUCAUGAACAGUAACAGCCAAUGGACACCUGGCUACGUCAUCUACGAACAUGGCAAUCCAGCGCGUGUCGUAUUGAUGAACUUCCUGACCGAUUCAUCUGGUGCGAGUAACUAUACCGCGUACAUCAGUGUGGGUGGGAAUACCACCAACACACCUGGUGCGACGCCUGCGAGCGUACAAGUGAAGUAUCUGCUUGCAAACUCAGCCUCGGAUAAGUUUGGUAUCACUUGGGCCGGGCAGUCAUUCGGCGGACCCUUCGAGUCUGAUGGCCGCAUGCAAGGUCAAGAGAUGAUUUACACAUAUCAAUGUGAUCAAGCAAACAACGUCUGUGCGAUACCCGUUCCUGCCCCAGGAGCCGCGUUAGUCUUCCUCAACUCGGACGCAUUGAGCGAGUCAGGUCCUAAGACUACGCAGACUUUCGCAACAACUGCAGCAGCUACGGCAGCAGCAAACACAGCAACCGUCGACCAAGCAGUCUUAGCAACUUCCAACGGUCGAGGCGGAGGGAAAUGGGAUUCUAGUGGUUCGACGAGUUUUGGAAGUACGGGUGGAGCGAUGGGUGCAUCUGCUAUGCUUGCUUCUGCGGGUUUAACAGGAGCUAUUGCGCUGUUUGGUGCCGCUGCGUUUGUCGUUGGUUAUGGUGGAUGGCCCUGAGCUGGUUUUAGUGGCACUUUAGCGCGUUUAGAGAGGAGGGGGAGGAGAGAUGGUGUUUGGACUAUGUUGAUGAAUGGGCUUGUAUUGAUGAACUUACAUUGCGUGUGCAUAUGCACAUACUCAUGGAUACUUUUAACUAUUAACAACUAUUAACUACAGAGACAUUUAGACUAACCCAAUGUAUUUAAUAUCUCAUAACAUGCCGCUCUUUUAAUAUACCCUCG